AAAAAAAAAAAAAAAAAGAGCUCACACAAAACAGAGUUGUGCCAUUAGUGAGUGAGAACCAGCCAUGAGGGACCAUUUAUAUCUUUUCUUCUUUAUGAUUCAAUUUAGUACUGGCUGUAUUCUUUCAAAUGAGAGGCAGGUAAUACUCGUAACAGGAUACACAGGUGGAUCAGUGGUGCUGCCCUGCUCCUGCGCUCAUCCUCAGUCUACAGUCAACACAUUCACAUGGCAGUUUUUUGGCGUUGGACGACGAUGGAUUCCAGUAUUUGAGGAUGAGGAGUUCAGCGGCAGACGUGUGCUGUUUAAUGAAAGUUCUCCACAAAAUCUGUCUCUUCUCAUUUCUGACCUCAGAAAGGAAGAUCAAGGGUUCUAUAAGUGUGUGACAGAACAAUAUACAUACAUUCAUUUAAUAGUGAAGGUUACUCUCAGGACAGAGAAACCACACAUCCAUACAUCCAUCAGUUUAUCAACACUUCAACCUUCACACCAAACACAAGAACUUGAACCACCUCAACAACCACACGACACAUCUCAAUAUCUCUUCAUUCUAGUGGUAGUGUUUCCCUUAACACUGAUUCUGCCAUUUCUGGCAUUAUCUUCAAGAUAUGGAAAGGAUGAAGUGGCAUGUUCUGCUAUAGUCUAUGUUGAAACGGCAUUUCCACCUGAUCACACACAGAAUGAUGCAGUGGAGCUCACUGAGUGUCAAUACCAAUGCUGAACAGAUUAGAUUUUUUUUCUUCCAUAUUUUAAAAACAGAAUUCACAUUCACAUUGUUUAUUCUAGUAAUCGAGCUUAUGUCCUUUGCAUGUUACAGUACAUGGGCAAAUGGGGAGAUGAUCUUCUAAUUAACAGAAACAUUAUCAUUAUCAAUAUUGAAAUAAUUCGUUCAAGGGUCAAAGACGAAUAGGGGGUUUCAAGCAUCAAAAAAAUAAGUGUAAUACAGCUUUAAAUUAAUUUUUUUACCCUUA
Megalobrama amblycephala (Wuchang bream) is the source of this 968-nucleotide messenger RNA. RefSeq lists its product as uncharacterized. The record is from RefSeq and is a predicted model, not a curated record. The coding region runs from base 65 to 718 and encodes 217 amino acids. Gene Ontology annotation, biological process: T cell costimulation; cellular response to lipopolysaccharide; cell surface receptor signaling pathway. Lineage: Eukaryota; Metazoa; Chordata; Actinopteri; Cypriniformes; Xenocyprididae. The transcript has 5 exons. Gene Ontology annotation, cellular component: external side of plasma membrane.